AUUUUUUUUCUUUGCAAGGACUAUUUCACAGUAGCAAAAACCUAAGCAAAAGUGAGGUGUAAAGUAUCACCUCUUCUAUGCUCGAUCACCCAUACAUGGCCACGUACUCGAUCUGAACCAAUAUUUUCGCAGGCUUGUACUGACGCAAUCUUAUAUAUGCGCACUCAUAAUCGUCGACACUCACUCACGUUCCUACUCGCACCCGUUGAUAACACAGCACACUCACUCAUAUAUGUUUUAUUUUAUUCACGCUUAUACCGGCACUCCCGUACGUAGCGACACUGCACCAUGGCCACAUCAGCUGCAGCUAUGUCAGGAGAUUUGACUACUGCAAUCGUUGCUUUUACCGUAGACCUGUACAAGCAACUUCUUUCGGAGAGUGAUGGAACAAAGAACAUUGUCGUCUCCCCAUUCAGCAUCGCAGCUGCUCUGUCAAUGACUCUUGCCGGUGCCAAAGAUCACACAGCUGUUGAAAUCACCAAUGUCUUGCAUACAAAAGAUGACAUGAUCCACGCACAUUUCUCCGAUUUCUUUGCCAAAGUUGCAACCUAUGCACCUGAUGUGACGUUGGAUGUUGCUAAUCGCAUGUACUCAGAAAAGACGUUCAAAGUUCUGGAAGACUACCUUGCCAUGCUGAACAAAUUUUACAACAGCACAGUGGUACCCAUCGAUUUCAAGAAUGAUGCUGAAGCGGCCAGACUUGCAGUCAAUGCCUGGGUAGAAAAAACCACAAAAUCAAAGAUCAAGGACCUCCUUCCCAAUGGUGCUGUGGAUUGCGACACCAUGCUUGUGUUGGUCAACGCCAUUUACUUCAAAGGUCUUUGGAAAGAGCAGUUCAACCCCAGAGUAACUUCCCUGCAGAAGUUCCAUAUUUCAAAAGAAUUAGCUAAGGAGGUCCACAUGAUGUACAAGCAGUCACAUUUCAAUAUCAACACCGAGUGCACUGGCUUGAACGCCAAUGCAAUUGAGAUCCCAUACAAAGGUGGCAAGACGUCCAUGGUUAUUCUUCUGCCGUACGAAGUCGACGGCCUUCCAAAGCUGGAGGCGGCACUUACGCUGUCGAAACUGUCGGAUGUCUUGAAAGGGUUUGACUCGACAAUUGUGGACCUUAGUCUUCCACGAUUCAGGAUCGAGUACAGUUUAGACCUAAAGAAGACACUUCAUGCGAUGGGCAUAAGAGACUUGUUCACGGACAGUAAGGCAGAUCUCUCAGGAAUAGAUGGAAAAAAGGACCUCGUGAUCUCAGCAGCAAUUCACAAAGCCUUUGUGGAGGUUAAUGAGGAAGGAACAGAAGCAGCAGCCGCUACAGGAAUGGUGGCAAUGGCAAGGUGUGCCAUCAUUGGUAUUCCGUUCUCAGUUGACCAUCCGUUCAUGUAUUUCAUUCGAAGCCACGACCCGGAUGUUAUUCUUUUUGCAGGCUCAGUACGUGAUGUAUAGUGGCUUCCGGCUGCUUGAUUUUGACUCAGUUAACCUGUGAUCAUUAUCAAAUUUUAAAAGGAUUAACCAGAGUGCAAUACCUCCGGUGAGUUGCUCAUUGGAUAUAAUAUUUUGCUGCUAUUGAACACAAGGGUGUGGGCUUGUUCCUAUUGGUGGAGGUCGCAUUGAAAAGAGGGCAGGGUGGAAAAAAUGCUUGUGUAACUUUGGAUGCAUGUCUACAAAAUGCUGUUUAUGAAACGGAAGCAAUAGUGCAAGAGAGCACAUUUGCAAGGCUGUUACAAGAAAUAUAUUAAGUGGCAGAUUCAUAAUUUUAGUGUUUCUGCACUUUUACUUGAGUAUUGUAGUUAAAAUUAUACACUAUCAUCAAGCAUUAUUGCAGCACUACUUUCUAAGCCAUGCUAGUUCCGUUCAGCAAACACCAAGUGGGACGCUAUGAUCGUGUAAGCCUUUUGUGCAACAACCGCUGCAUAAUGUGCAUUAGAUGCAAGAUAUAAAGUAUGCCUGUCCACUAUUGUGUCAUGGUCAAGCCAGUCAAGAACUGCAUUUCACUGCCUUAUGGUUGUUGCUGUUUUUAUAUGCAUCUGUGGCCUUCCUUUAUACUGCAUGUGUAUUUGGGACAUUUUGAGCACCUGUGGGCCUGCGUCAUUUUUGGUGGCGGUUAAUUUCUGCAGUGCCUUCAGAAAUGGUUCAUUUACACUUUUAUUACUGUAAAGUUCUGUAAGAGCAACCACCUCAUUUUCAAUGGCAUAAUCUAAAGAAAUGUGGAAUGGACACUCUUUUGUGUUUAAACUCUGAAAUGGUAAGAAUAAGGGUGUACUUGAAAUAUCGGCUGUACCUGGGCACCUAUUAUGUUGAGUCUAUUCAAUAUUUUCAUCAUUAUGACAAACCAAUUUUUGCUGUUGCAAUCAACCUUCAGCAUCGGCUCUUUGUGUAUCAAGCUGUUCAGGCUUUCUGUGCGAUUGCACUACUUCCAACAGUUUUAUGAUAUAAGAUCAGGUUUCAAUGUUGCUGGAAUGCACUGCUGGACAAAGAAAAAUGGCUGUGAUGCUUAACAGAGUGGUCAUUUCUCUCUCUACCUUGAUGCAGAAUUGGAGUACUAAAUUGUGGUGAGGAAUGUGUCUCUAAACUUGAUAGCACCAGACGUACCAGUCAGGCAUAUCAAUUUGAGGGUAUUUAUUGAAUUGGUCGUUGGUACUCAAAAACAUGGAUGAGUGUUCUUUUGGAGGUGGGCAUGUAUUUCUUGCUCCAUAGUAUGUUGCGUACAGCAAUCCUAUAUGUGGGCUGUAUCAACUGCAAUACACACACCACUGCACUGUGAUAGUGCUGCUGUGAUGCAAGGUUUUUCUUUUGCCUGUCAACGACACGGAUUGGGUUAUUGUUUACAUUGCAGCCAUUGAAAUGCUCCCAGCACCUCAGUAUUGGUGUGUUCCCAGCUGUUUAUGAUGUUGGUACUGUCGGUUUAUGUGAAAAGGGCUUCUUUACAUUUGACCACAUUGUAGCCUACUUUUUAUUAAUCUUGAUAAAACAAAACCUAUUUCACCUGUUUUCCUGCUAUUUGGUUAUGGCACUGACUUCAGCUGUAUGAACAAAAUAAAGAAGAAAUACUGUACAGUAACAAUAAACACCUAUAGUGUUUUGUUUCUUUCUCUUUUGUGAAUGAA
This is a messenger RNA of Dermacentor albipictus, 3098 nucleotides long. Its product is annotated as ipis-1-like. Gene Ontology annotation, molecular function: serine-type endopeptidase inhibitor activity. NCBI's taxonomy places the organism in Eukaryota, Metazoa, Arthropoda, Arachnida, Ixodida, Ixodidae. The record is from RefSeq and is a predicted model, not a curated record.